GUACGAUAGAAAAUCCAUUGUUUAGCCUAAACCCUUAACCCGUCAACGACAUCAGUUUUGGGCCCAGCCUACACAACACACAUUUCAUCUCCAUUUGGAGUAGGCCCGUUCCAUUACUCUUCACACGCACACACGUUCACGCACUCGCCCAGAAUGGGAGCUGAGGAGAAGACGGCGGAGCCGCCGCGCCAAGAUACCACGGCGGAGGAUACCAUCGACGCCUUGCUUGAGGCUGCUAGAUAUGAUGAUAUAGAUGAUAUCAGAAGCAUAGUGUCUGCUGGUGUUUCUCUGGAUUCUAAAGACUCUGAAGGCCGCACAGCGCUGCAUAUGGCUUCGGCAAAUGGACAUCUCGAAAUUGUCGAUUUUCUUAUCAGCAGUGGUGCGGACGUGAAUACAAGCAACACAGAGAAAAACACGCCUCUUCACUGGGCCUGUCUCAAUGGCCACAUUGAGGUUGUCAAACAUCUCAUCCUUGCUGGCGCCAGUCUCACGUCGCUCAACAGUCAUGAGAGGACUCCCGUUGAUGAGGCAGUCACUCGGGGCAAAAUGGAUGUCAUUGAUGCAAUUAAUGAAGCAGCUACCCAGGCUGAACUUGCGGGAACUCGAGUUUAGGACGCUGUAAAUUUGUUCGAUGAUUGGAUUAUAUGUCUGUGAAUGUGAUAUUGGUUUUAAUGUUGCUGUUGGGUUGAAAGUUGAGAGGAAUAUUUAUCUCUAGUGGUGAAGAUGAAAAAGCUGUGUAGCUUUAGGGAGAUUCUGCUAUGGUUUUAAUGUCUCUAUAGUCUAUUGGUGUAUGUGAAUGUGAGAUUGGUUUAGGACCAACUUUUUGUGUUACUUUUUUUAUCUCACUUUUUUUCCGACGAGACAGAAUUUUUUCAUAAAAAAAUUAUCCAAUCUGGUUACGCAAUCCAUAAACAUUUUGAGUGCA
Molecule: messenger RNA, 925 nt
Organism: Striga asiatica
Lineage: Eukaryota; Viridiplantae; Streptophyta; Magnoliopsida; Lamiales; Orobanchaceae
Source: the annotation of a GenBank genome assembly